Molecule: messenger RNA, 16324 nt
Organism: Hippocampus comes (tiger tail seahorse)
Lineage: Eukaryota; Metazoa; Chordata; Actinopteri; Syngnathiformes; Syngnathidae
Product: KIAA1109 ortholog
Exons: 91
Coding region: 174-15716 (5180 amino acids)
Biological process (GO): synaptic vesicle endocytosis
Source: RefSeq, a predicted model, not a curated record
CCGGAAGAGAUGUUGACUGGCCAUAAACCAGGUAAAUAGUCCACAGAGGAUGGAUUCUCUCCAUGCCUGACACAAUAAAAUGACAACAAGCGUUGGACAACCGGAGCAAAGAUGAAACGACAGCCUUUAGCAAGGGCAUCGAGUUGUCAACAUCAAAGAGAGAGCCAGUAGCCAUGGAUGUGCUUGGUUCCAAAAACAACGAAAGUACCUUCCCAAGCUUAGGGGAUUUGGAUGACUUUCUCACCAAGCACAACUCUAACUUCAUAUGGCUCCUCGUGGCCACCAUUCUGUCCUGUGGAUGGAUCAUCUAUUUAACUUAUUACAACUCCCGAAACAUUGGCCUCAUCCUCACCCACAUCAUCAACAGACUCUACAAGGAUGGCUACAUUCACAUCGGCUCCUUCUCUUUCUCUGUGCUGUCAGGAAAGGUCAUGUUCAGAGAUGUUUACUACAUCAACCAAGACAUGUCGAUCAGGAUACAGGAUGGCUUUCUCAUAUUCCGCUGGUGGAAAAUGUAUAACCCCAAGCAGAAACAGCAUGACCCCAAGGCGGAGACCAGGCUUUAUGUGACAGUGAACGGUUUUGAGUUUCAUGUCUACAAUCGGACUGACCUUUAUGCCCACCUACAAGAGACGUUCGGCCUGGAGCCGACACUUAGCAGACUCAAGAAAGAUGACGACCAUGAAGGGGAGGGAAAAAAACAGACCCUGGAACGGGUGAACAUUCAAACAGAGAAUUCAGACCCCACGUCAUCUUGGCGCUCCCUGAUCCCUGUAAUCAAAGUUAACAUAAGUACGGGUCGGCUGGCAUUUGGGAAUCACCACCUCCCACAGACGCUGUGCUUAAACUUUGAAGAUGCCUUCCUGACCUAUGCCACCAAGCCUCCUUCCAGCCACCUUGACCAAUACAUGCACAUUGUAAAGGGCUCGCUGGAAAACGUGCGAGUCAUGCUGGUUCCUAGCCCACGCUAUGUUGGCAUGCAGACUGAUGAACCUCCCAGGCUGAUGGGCGAAGGCUUUGUGGUCAUGCAGUCCAAUGAUGUAGACAUCUACUACUACCAAGAUGAGCCUGGUGUGGUACCAAUGGAGCACGAGAGUGGUGAGGAAGCUGAGACACCCAGUGAGGAUGAUAAGCUCCAGGAUCUUCCUCCAUGCUGGGGUCUUGACAUUGUGUGUGGAAAAGGAACCGAUUUCAACUAUGGCCCCUGGGCGGAUCGCCAGAGGGAUUGUCUCUGGAAGUUCUUCUUGCCGGCGGACUAUCAGGACAUGAAGGUGACUGAAAUGGCCCAGCCAGGACAACCGAGGCAGAUCCAGGCCUUUGAGCUCCGUAUGAACAUCAUUGCUGAUGCUACCAUUGACCUGCUUUUUACCAAAAACAGGGAAACCAAUGCCAUCCAUGUGAAUGUAGGUGCAGGUUCUUACCUGGAAGUCAACAUCCCCAUGACCGUUGGAGAGACUGGCUAUUUGCCCACGAUCAAAGGGCAGCUGCUUCAUGUUGACACCACCAGCAGUAUGCAGUACAGGACUCUCCUUGAGGCUGAGAUGUUAGCUUUCCAUGUGAUUGCCAGCUACCCCCGAGUAUGGAACAUGCCACAGUCUUGGCAGUGUGAGAUUGAGGUGUACAAGGCCACCUACCAUUUCAUCUAUGCCCAGAAAAACUUUUUCACUGAUUUGAUUCAGGACUGGGCCAGUGACAACGCUCCAGACAUUUACUCCUUUGUUCCUUAUUCCUGGACUUUCAAAAUGCUUUUUCAUCAGUUUGAGAUGAUCUGGGCGGCAAAUCAGCACAACUGGAUUGACUGCUCCACCAAGCAGCAGGAGAAUGUGUACCUGGCAGCUUGUGGUGAGACGCUGAAUAUAGACUUCAUUUUGCCUUUCAAUGAGUUUGUUCCAACGACCUGCCAUACCCGAUUCAGUUUGAAGGCAGAGGAUACAGACAUGCGACUGUCCUUGCCUGAGUGCCACCCUAGCCGCUAUCCCCUCCUAACCCUUGCCAAAGAUUACCAGAAUGUCAAGCUGCCCCCAGACAUGUUCACGCCAGGGGAAAAUCAAAGUGCCCCGCCGCCAAAACCCAACAAGUCCCGGUGGAGGAAUAUCACCAACGCAGAAGCUGGCUGGGUUGACUGCUGGAGUGUACCGAACUUUUUGCUCAUCAUUGACUACACAUGGCAUCCCAUAUAUCCCCAGAAAGCUGAUGAACAACUCAAACAGUCAUUUUCUGAAAUGGAGGAAUCAAUGCUGUCAGCUUUACGGCCCCCGGAGCACACUUCGGGACACCAUAGUCACCCAUACUACACUUCUGCCUCAGCCGGUCACAGCCGGAUGCCAACCGACCCCUCGGAUCUUCCACCUGAUAGACUUCAUGUGGAGAUGGAAAUGUCUCCGGAUUCUCAAAUUAUCCUUUAUGGGCCUUUACUUCGGGCUUUGAUUUCCAUCAAGGAGAAUUACUUUGGUGAAGAUGACAUGUAUACUGACUUUGAAGAGACAGUGUCAAGUCCGGUUUUGUCCACUUCCUCAUCUGGCCUCGGAUGGUCCCCUCUUGGAAUGGAAGACAGCGGACAUAAGGAAACUUCAGACAUCCAUCCAUUGGACCUGCGACCUUGGGAUAUAACCGUGCUCAUUAAUCUCUACAAAGUCCAUGGUCGACUGCCUAUGCACUGUAGCAGCGAGGGGCCAGAAGGUCCAUCUGGAUUCUUGGAGCGGUUAUGUUUUGAAAUGAAAAAGGGUUACAAGGAGACCAUGCUUCAGUUGCUGCUGUCACCUAUUCACAUCUUCAUCAGUGACAACUACCAGCGUCCCUCGGUGGAUGGGGUGUUGAGGGAUGGCCACCUAAGCCUUUCGGGCCUGCAGAUGAGGGCACAUGCCAUGUUCUCUGCGCAGGGGCUGCCACUAGGAAGUGACACCCUUGAAUACGCCUGGCUCAUCGAUAUGCAGGCAGGAGCUCUGACUGGGAGGGUGACUGUUCCACAGGUGGCCAGUAUGACAGAAUGGGGGGAGUAUUUUGUUUUCCAUGUGAUGUCCCGCGAGUUCCAGCUUGAACAACCAAAGCCCUCUGUCAUCUGCCAGCAUGGCGUUGACCGUCGCAUCUGCGAUGCUAAGUUAACCUGCAUGCCGGGUCACUGUCGAACAUCAGAGGAGCUGAAGUACACCAUGACGAGACUGGCCAUGGAUGGAUUGGACCUUUUCAUUGUUGAACAUGGCUGUGCUGCUAAUAUCAAAACGGGUAUUUUACGUGUGGCCAACUGCAACCUGCAUAACCAGGCAGUGGGUGAGGGGAUCAGUGCUGUGGUGCAGGACCUAAACAUCCAGCAGUACAUAGAGCAACAGCAGCACAGUGACAUGAGCAGGCUGCUGCCGGCCGGGCAGGGGCAAGUCUCAGGUCAGCCACCGAGUCUCUGCCAGCCAGCAGUGAUGCGACGCUCUGUCUGGCUGGAGGCGGGUUCUAUCAACCUGAACCUCAUUACGGCAGACAUUGCCCUGGCCGCUGACCACUCAGCCAAAUGUGAAGUGCAGAGGCAAUUUCUAGAACUACAUGACACGCAGACCAAAAGACUCUGGUUCCUGUGGCCUGAAGAGGCUGGCAUUCGAAACAAGCGCAGCCGUAAUCGCUGUGGCUGCCUUGGAGGCUGCAGGUUCUUUGGAGGAACGAACAUGGGCUUGGACUUCUUCAAACUGGAAGAGAUGACACCGUCCUCCUCAUCCGCAUUCUCUUCUUCUAGCACUGAAUCUGAUAUGUGUUAUGGUCAGUCUUUGCUUCAACCUGGAGAGUGGAUUAUGACCAAGGAAACACCCAAAGUGGAUGGAAGGCCUGUUGGACUGAAAACAGAUACGCACUCUCCCUGCCUGCCUCCCGAGGUGCCUGAGAGGCGAGGUCAGCAGCACCUUAGUCUUCAGGUACCCCAACGCUCUCAGAGCUCUGCCUCCUCCUCUGAGGAGAAUAGUUCCUCCAGUGCGGCUUUGCCCCUGCUGGCUGGAGAAAGGGACACUCCCUCGCCAAGCGUCGAACAACGCAUGUUCCCUGUGAAUGGCAAAAGUUCUGUUGACACUUUCCGGGAUAUUCCAGAGGGCUCGCCCCUUUCACCCAACAACUCCCAGGAACGCACUUCCGUGCGUUCACCCCUGUGCUCUCCCCUCAAGCGCCAAUCCUCAGUGCACUCUAGUCGAUUAGGCAGCACCAAGAGCCUGUCAGCUGCUGUUUUCAAUGACAGGCCUCCCCCAGUGCUGUCUGGAGGUGUUCAGUUCAGUGGUGAUGUUUCCCGAAGUGACGAGAACGUCCUAGAUUCACCACGUCAGCGUCGAAGCUAUGGCUCUUUCCCCUUCACACCCUCAGCAGAUUCCAACACCUUCCAUCAGUACCGAUCCGCCGACUCAAGCAUGUCGGUGGCUGACAGCGAAGCCUACUUCUCUGCCGCUGAAGACUUUGAGCCGAUUAGCAGUGCAGAUGAGGGUCCAGGAACAUAUCCGGGACGGAAAAAGAGGAGAAGGCAACAGAUGCAGCAACCGCCCCAACCGCCUUAUUACAUGGAGAACUACAGCCGGAGCUCCAUCUACCACAGUGUUGAAGGUCCUCUCACUUACGUCCUCAACGGGGAGCUGAUCACUGAGCCUCGUCCUCUGCCUCUACCACCAAUGCUGCCCCCAUUGCCUUCCCAGCCUCUGCCAAGCCACAUAUCUCAGGCCUCCUUUGUAUCUGCUCUCGCCAUGGAGGAAGAAAGCUCAGUGGAGGCCGAAAAGAUGUCAGAGCCUGGCCCAGUAACGAGACAGCCCCACGUGAUGGCGUGCUACCAGAACUACCUAGCGCACUAUCAGGUGUCCAAUUGGUCCGUCAAGCAGCCCACCAAUAAGAGGACCUCCAAGUCUUCUCUACACCGUCCCUUAGAUCUGGACACGCCUACAAGUGAAGAAAGCUCAGCCUCCUUUGACCAGCUCUCUGUUCCAAGUUUUAAGGUGAUAAAACAGGGCCUCUCAGCCAGUUCUCUGUUGGAUAGAGGCCUUCAGCUGAUGGGAGAUAACAACAGUACGCCGUAUACUCCCCUGGAUAAGAGAGCUAUGGAGAAUACUGAUGAGGACACGACGACGGACGACUGGUCUCUGGAGCAGCCUUUAGCUCAAACCAGGACCACAGCCAUAGUGGAGGUGAAGGGGGCCGUCAAUGUGGUGCUUACACCCCUCGUGGCUGAAUGCUUAGACAGGUAUAUCGAGUCUAUGGUCCACUUUGCCAGUAUUCGUCAUCCUGCAGCCAUUCUAGAUGACCUGCAUGGGAAAGUUCUCAAUGAGGCUUACCAGAUCAGCAAAUCUACAGUUACUGAAUCUUCUCAUUGUUGUGAAUCUGGAUCUACGCAGAGCCAAGCAUUCAAACAGGAACACAAGCUUUCCAAGAAUGAGGGCACGACCCACGGCUCCCUCAAUAUCUCUCAUGGACAGACGGACCUGUCUGUCAAACCAGAUAAUGUGAAAAUCAAGGGCCUCCAAGCUAAUGUCUCCAUCCCGAAGGUGAACCUUUGUCUCCUUCAGGCUUCUGUAGAGGAGGGUUUUCCAUCCUGCUCCAGUAAGUGUGUCACCCAUGUGUCUCUUGUGGCGCUGUGCUUUGACAGGAUUGCCACCCAGUUCAGGAUGAAUAGGGGAAUUGUUGAAGAAACCCCCAACACCACAGAACAUGGGCGACCCUCUGUUAUGUUGGAGAAGUAUGCCUCUGCCACUAAGAUGCAGCCUCAGUCAUCUGGCUCAUUACGCUCUAACGCUGGCAUUGAGAAAGGCAAAGAAAUAGCCGCAAGGCUCAACAUCCACCGUAUCCACAGUCAGCUUCGAGGCCUUGACUCCACAGAUAUUGGCACCUGUGCCAUCACAGCCAUCCCUAUUGAGAAGUCCAAAGUGCUGUUUGGCCUCGAGGAAACUGAGGAAUUUGCUCUAGUCGACGAGACAGACAUUCAUGGCAGCUCUGGUGACCUCAAUCGUUCUGCCACUUCUCUUGAGAAAUGGGGCUGGAUCAUGUUUGAAUGUGGCAUCGAGAACCUGACAGUCAAAGGUGGUCGUCAAUCAGGAGCCAUUCUUUACAACGCAUUUGGCGUGAUGGGCUGCUCAGAUACUGGUGGGAAAGCAGAAAUCCCCAAGUCCAAUGGAUCGACAGGUUCUCAGACUGGGAGUGGUUACAGCACUGAUGUAUCUGAUGACAACUUACCACGUGAUACACUUAGCCCCCCCUCUGAUGUCAAUGGCCACUCUGACUCAGAUGAUCAGGAUGAAGGGGUUGAGUCAGACGACCUAAAGAAAGACCUUCCGCUCAUGCCUCCGCCGCCCGACUCCAGCAGCAUGAAACUGACCAUCCGUGAGAUUUGGUUCAGUUUUGCUGCUCCCACCAAUGUGCGAUCGCCUUCACAGGCCAUCUCUAGGCAGUUAAAUCUGCUCAGCACUGCCACUCCAGCCAUCGGAGCCUGGCUAGUGCCCAUCGACCAGCUCAAAUCUUCUCUUCGCAAACUGGACAUGGAGGGCACGCUUCGCGUUUGUGCCGUCAUGGGCUGCAUUAUGACAGAGGCUCUGGAGAAAAAGAGCAUCCACAUCCCAUUCCGAAGCAAGUACAAUCGCGUGACCAAGCGAGCACACUACUUGCAUGAGAAUCCCUCAUGUAUGCUUUGCAACAUUCUUCACCGCUAUCUGCAACAGGCAGACUAUUCUGUCAUCGAGGAGGCUACCAUGAAUGAUGGAGUCCCAGCCUUAGUGACUCUUAAAAAGGGUCUUGUGGCUUUGGCUCGACAGUGGAUGAAAUUCAUUGUGGUUACUCAGGGCUUCAAAGCCAUUGGUCUGAUGAGGCCCAAUCAGCUUACUAAACCGAAGGAACCUCAGCAAAAUCUGGUUGAAACAAUCCUGGGCUUGGACAACGGUGCAGCGCUGCAAAGUGACACGAGUGGAGAUGGAGCUGAAUUUGAAUAUGAUGCAGCCACAGUGAGUGAACACACCAUGCUACUGGAGGGAGCAUGCAGUCGUCCACCACCAAAAGAGGGAAACUCUGGUCCUGUCAGUGGAGUGGAGAUCAUGAGGAAACUCUCCAAGUCUCAUACACACAGCGAGUCUGCACUGCGAAUAAAGGGCUCCCAUCCGUAUCAGUCUCUGAGUUACACCAGCGGCGACACAGCUGCUGACUCACCAGCACAUGUGAGCCGAGCAGGCCUGCCAGUCAAGGACAGCCCCAGAAAAGAGAGUCUUCUGAGCAAUUUAACGGGAAGCUUUCGCAGUCUGCACAACCUGCUGGAGGGAACGCCACAGAGGAAUGAGCCAUCUUUUGCCACCGCAGCCAAGAGCGGUUCCCUUACUCGUACAGGGACAGAUGUGCUGACAGAGCACCCACUGCUAUCCGAGCCAUCUCCCGUUAGCUUUUACAACUGGAUGUCCAAUGCUGUGGGGAAUAGGAGUGGGGCUGUAGUCCAGGACUCCCCAGUUAACCGCUCGCAGCACAAUAGCCUCCAGACAGGUGGGACAUGUAACCUACCGACGAUCCCCUCUGCGUCGGACUUCAACACAGUGCUGUCCAGUGACCAGAACACCUUGGACGGGACCCACUCUCAGCAUUCCCAGCAUAGCACUAGCCAGGAUGACAUUGCUGAUAUUGAAGAGGGGAACCUAUGUCCUGCUGCUGUUCAACUCGCUGAUGCUCAGGUUGUUUUCAAGCCGUUACUGAACUAUACUGGCAUCCAAGCCCAAGACACCACCCCUCUGAGCUACAAGAUGUAUUUUGGAGAACAUUUGUCUUUUUCUGGCAACUUGGAGUGUCUGAGAGCAGACAUUGUUGACUCCGACACCUCCAAAGAGCGCAAAACCAAAAGAUCUAGAAGACAAGGCAUGGUGAACCUGCCGCCACUUGAUUUCAAACCAGCUCUUCUGAUUGAGACUUUCAGCUUGAAUGCAGUCGUAAUGGAGAAGUCAACCAGUGCGCCACAAGGCUCCACUACAGUCCCACUGUCCUUCCACGACCUCAACCGCCGCCACUACAACACAUUCCACUGCGACUUCACAACAGCCUGCCAGGCCAUUAGCCAACGUGUCGACAUGGCACUCGUGCGCCUUAUUCACCAGUUCAGCACCAUGAUUGAUGACAUUAAAGCCACUCAAACAGACAUCAAGCUAAACCGUUAUACUGCAGGCUCUGCUUCACCAACACCAACCUUCAAGGCGCGGCCAUACCGCCACUUCAGGUCAUCUGACUUUAGCCGGAGCUCACGUGGCAGCAUCAAUGGAACAGCACGCUGUGCCACACAAACUCUGAAGAGCAAGAGAGGUUUGGGUGGUGGAGGUGUAGGAGUUAUUGGGGGUUUGCCACUCAAUGGACCACCAUCAGCCAUGGACACGCUAGGAAGAAGGGAGCACAGAGGACGUGGUUCGCUUGGACGUUCAGAGCGUCGCACCUCGAAGGUGUCAAGAAAAGGUUCCCGUGAUGUGGCGGACCACACAGCAAUCCAGAUGGAUGACUCUGACUCUAUCACAGUGUCAGAGCAGAGCGAGCCGUCAGCAGAAUGUUGGCAGAACAUGUACAAGCUGCUCAACUUCUACUCGCUUAUCUCAGAUCCCACAGGCAUCUUGGAGAAAGCUUCUGCGGAGAACUGCUUGCCAGAGGGUGGGCGUCGGCCAUCAGAGCCGCUCUGUAAUGUGAUCUUUGAGAAUGAACAGCAGGAACCCACGCCGCCCAGAACCCAUCCUGCAGGCUGCCGGCGGCGUAGCCUGGUGAGCUCUGAUCCCCAGCACGUCACCCUCAUAGUGUUUGGCAUCGGUAUGGUGAACCGCACCCACCUGGAGGCCGACAUUGGUGGACUCACCAUGGAGGCAGAACUGAAGAAGAUACAUGGAAGUUUUACCCUCAAGGAGAAGAUGAAAGAUAUCCUACAUCAGAAAAUGACUGAGACCUGUGCAUCAGCUCAUAUUGGAGGGGUGAACAUUGUUCUGCUGGAGGGCAUAACACCAGACAUUCAACUGGAGGAUUUUCCAACUUCUCCCACCAGCACAGCAAAACAAGAGUUUCUAACUGUGGUUAAGUGCAACAUCGCCAAGUCUCAGGCCUUGUACAGCGCCCAGCGUGGACUGAAAACUAAUAAUGCUGCGGUCUUCAAAGUGGGAGCCAUCAUGAUCAACAUCCCCCAGCACCCAGCCACUUUACACAGCAUGAUGGUCCGCAGCUCCCAUCAGCUGUCCAAACAGAUCUCUGACCUCAUCCGACAGCCAUCUAAUGUUCAACCCCCUAAUAGGGAGGAUACGCCCACCCCACAGCCCUCUGACAAAGGUUCCAGCAUCAAUCAGACACCUGUUGAGGCCAAUGAGUUCCCUCAGCUUCCAGAAGGCCUCGAAAAGAAGCCCAUCGUGCUCAAGUUCAGCGCCAUGAUGGAUGGCAUCACCAUUGGCGCUGCCCUGCUGCCCUCACUGAAAGCUGAGUACAAAAUGGGCCGCAUGAAAAGCCAUGGCAUGACAGGAGCCCAAACCAGCUUCACCUUUGAAUUGCCAAACCACAAGCUAUGCUUUCAAUCAAAAGUGUCUCCUGUGGACAUGUCCACCAUGCCACCUACAGCGAGCCUCACCUUGCCACCCGUCACUAUGUCUGGAGAGUACAUCAUGGAGGACCACGAUAGUCAUUCUGACCAGGGUUGGGGCGCUGAUGACUUCCCUGCAAAGCAAGGGAACUAUCUCCAAGGCAACUACCUGCGCUGUGUGGCUGAGAUUGGCUCCUUUGAACAUAACCUGACCACAGAUCUGCUAAACCACCUGGUUUUCCUGCAGAAGGUUUUUAUGAAGGAGGUCAAUGAGGUCAUCCAGAAGGUGUCAGGGGUCGAACAGCCCAUCCCACUGUGGAAUGAGCAUGACACCUCAACCGACGCAGACAAGCCCAAAAUCCUGCUGUACUCAUUGAGUCUCAUGUUCAAGGGAAUCCAAAUGACCGCCACCACCCCGUCAAUGAGAGCGGUCCGCUUUGAGACCGGCUUGAUUGAGCUCGAGUUAUCCAACAGAAUCCAAUGUAAGGCUCAGCCUGGUGGCAGCAGCAGUUACCUGAAACUUUUUGGCAAGUGUCAAGUUGACCUCCACCUGGCUCUUGGACAAAUAGUCAAGCACCAGGUGUAUGAAGAGGCUGGCUCAGACUUCCAUCAGGUAGCAUACUUUCGGACCCGAAUUGGUCUGCGAAAUGCUCUUCAGGAGGAGAUCAGUGGCUCGUCUGACAAGGAGGCUGUUCUCAUCACACUCAACAGGCCUAUUCUUUUCGCCCAGCCGGUGGCAUUUGACAGAGCUGUGCUAUUCUGGCUGAAUUACAAGGCAGCAUAUGACAACUGGAAUGAACAGCGUUUGGCGCUCAACAAAGACAUUCAUGUAGCCACAAAAGAGGUGGUGGACAAGCUGCCAGGUAUUCAACAGACAUCAGCCCAGGCCUUCAGCACCCUCUUCCUUCAACUGACUGUCAAUGACCUGGGCAUCUGCCUGCCCAUUACCAGUGCAUCCCAGAAAGGACAAGCAACUACUGCUGAAGGCACCAACCCUGAAUCUGGGCCCUGCACAUCAAAAGCCCCGCAUAAAAAUGCACGAAAAGCAAACCACAGCAUAGAUUUUGACACCAGCUCCGCUCUGGUCUUGACUAUUGAGAGUACACUGAUCACCGCCUGCUCCUCUGAGUCCUUGGUUAGCAAAGGCCACUUCAAGACUUUCUGCAUCCGCUUUGCAGAAGGCUUUGAGACCUCUUGGGAUGACUGGAAACCUGAGAUCCGUGGAGAUUUAGUCAUGAAUGCUUGUAUAGUCCCUGAUGGCACAUACGAAGUGUGUUCUCGGACCACGGGGCAACCAUCUGCUGAGAGCAGCAGUGCUGGUACCUGGACCCUGAAUGUGCUUUGGAAAAUGUGUGGCAUUGAUGUUCACAUGGACCCUAACAUUGGCAAGCGCCUCAAUGCCCUGGGUAAUACGCUGACAUCAAUGACCGGGGAGGAAGACGUAGAAGACAUCACCGACCUCAAUUCUGUCAACAUGGUGGACCUAUCAGAUGAGGAUGAAGAUGACACCAUGUCACCCACCAUCCACAUGAGUCCAGAGAGCCAGUUCAGCCCACGGCUGACGUUAAAGAAACGUCUGGUAAACCGCAUCCUGGGCCUCAGUCCCAGGCCCCAGAGUGUAUCAGUCCCAGCAGACUACUUAAACUGUCCAUCUCCCCGCCUUCGAGCGGACAGUACCCGGGCCCAAAGACCUCUCUCCUGGGCUUGUGAGGCAGUUGAUCCCAGAAGGCAGAUGGUCAUGGGAAACCAGUUGAUUGACGUGCGUGGUCGAAAGUUUACCAAGAGGGUGGUGGACAUCAGAGAGCUGAACGAACAGGCCAAAGUCAUCGACGACCUCAAAAAAUUGGGAGCAAGUGAGGGCACUAUCAACCAGGAGAUUCAGCGUUAUCAACAGCUGGAGUCUGUGGCUGUCAAUGACAUCAGGAGAGAUGUCAGGAAAAAGCUGCGUCGCUCCAGCAUGAGGGCGGCCUCUCUAAAGGAUAAGUGGGGUCUUGGCUACAAACCAAGCUAUAACCGUUCCAAAAGCAUCUCGGCAGCCGCUGGUCGACCACCUCUUAAAAGGAUGGACAGACAGAGUUCUAGAAUAGGAGAUGUGGAUGACUUCCCUGAUGUGCGUGUGGAUGUGUCUUCUCCCGGACCACGGGUGACUUUCAACAUCCAGGAUACGGCUUUGGAGUCUGCAAUUGCACCUGUCAGUCCAGGAGAUGUAUUCAAGUUUCCUGAGGAGUCAGAGAUGGACCUGUUGUCAGUCACCAUUGAUGAGCCAUCCCAUCCUCAUGAUCAGCACCAUCUUCAUUCUUUAUCCAUAAUUGGAGACCAGAGCUCAGUUUUCAGUGCUCCUUGCACGCCUGCUGUUCUCUCACCCACGAUUCCCUUCCAGCACGAUGACAUGCAGCGAGAUGACCUGUCCUCGUCUUCCUCUGAAGACUUGGAAAAGGAGGAUGAGUUUGAACGCGAGAGAUCCCUGAGCUAUCGAAGGCCUUUCCAAGCUUCCCACAGGAAGUCAUCAGGCUUUUCAGCUGUGAGUCAGUUGUUCAGCGAACGUUGGCCGAGUACACCUGCCAAUCGGAGCUUCGGCGGCCCAACGACAGAAAGAAACAUCGACUUUGAAUUGGAUGUCCGUGUAGAAAUAGACAGCGGGAAAUGUGUUCUUCAUCAGAGUACGCAGCAACCUGAGCAUGAAGAGAUUUCAUUCAGGAGGAGCUGUGAUCGCAGCCUCAGAAGUCUAGACCAGGAGUCCCCUCCAAAGAAGAAAAAAUUGCAGCCCACAUACACAUCCACUACCCAUCUUCUCACUGGAAAGAAAUGUCCCUCUUCACUGCAGACCAAAUCGAAUGACCUUGAGACCACAGUUUUCUACAUUCCAGGAGUGGACGUAAAGUUGCACUAUAACUCCAAGACCCUGAAGACUGAAUCCCCUAACGCCUCGCGUGGAUCCUCGCUUCCGCGCACACUCUCCAAAGAGUCAAAGCUGUAUGGUAUGAAAGAUAAUGGUCCUCCCAAUGCUGUCCAAAGCCAGACUAACUCGCUCCUACCUCCCCCGCUCCCACCUAUCCCAUCAGCCAAAGGUAAAAGCAGCGGUGGGGUGAAAAUGGCCAAGCUGUAUGCCUGGGUGGCCCUCCAGACUCUGCCAGAGGAAAUGGUCAUCAGCCCUUGUCUUCUUGAUUUUUUGGAGAAAGCACUGGAAACCAUUCCUAUCACCCCAGUGGAAAGAAGCUAUGCAGCUGUGGCUGCCCAGGAAGAGGACAUGGGUCAGUUUGAGACAGUGGAGCCACUUGAGGAAUCAGCCACUUCCCUGGUGUCUGCGUCGACGUCGGCAUAUUCUUCUUUUCCUGUGGAUGUGGUCGUCUAUGUCAGAGUUCAGCCUUCUCAGAUCCGCUUCAGCUGCCUGCCCAUGUCCAGAGUUGAAUGUAUGCUCAAACUGCCAUCAUUAGACCUGGUUUUCUCAUCCAACCGCGGUGAAUUAGAGACCCCACCUGGGGCUCAUCCCAGUGAUGGGUCACACCCACCCUCCUCCACUCCACCUGGGCACCACGUGCCCAAACUACCUCCCAGCAAAGCCUCUCCAUUACUGGGGAGCCCCCUGGGUAGAAGCCGCCACAGCAGUAGCCAGUCGGACCUCACUGGGGGACCGAGUAACUCCUCAGGUCUCAGCUUCACUGCCUGCAUGUCUGACUUCUCACUCUAUGUGUUCCACCCCUACGGCGCCGGAAAACAGAAGUCUGCUGUCACAGGCCUGCCCCCGGGCCCAAGCCCAUUAGGUGCAGUUGAUGAGGAGCCUGCAUCUGUGACAGGAAGAAAGGACUCUCUGAGCAUAAACCUGGAGUUUGUUAAAGUCAGCUUAUCAAGGAUGAGACGUACAGGAGGUCCGACAUUUAUUGAAAGCUUCAUUCCUGGUAAAGGUGGCAAAAUGGACACCACUCUUAUCAAUAUCUCAGCUGUUUGUGAUAUUGGCUCAGCUUCCUUCAAGUAUGACAUGAGACGAUUGAGUGAGAUUCUGGCCUUCCCAAGAGCCUGGUACCGCCGAAGUAUUGCCAGACGUCUCUUUCUUGGAGACCAGACCAUCAACCUGCCAGCCUCUGGCCCUGCCACCCCCGACUCGUCUGAAAACAUGACUCAGCAUCUGUCUCCCGAGUCCAGCCGCAAAGCCUACUGGAGGACCUGGGACGGCAGCACCGGGACACACAUGCCUCAGUCCCCCAAUGUUUUCUCUGAGCACACCACAGGAAGCACCAUGUCCCCAGGCGGUCUUGGCCACCUUAAGUCCCCUGCACCUGGACGAACCAGAAGUGUGUCGGAUUCAUCUGCACCAAGAAGAGAUUCAGUGACAAAAACAUCCACUCCUUCAUUUAGUAAAAAUGGAAAGGCAGCAGGGCAGCAUGGGGCGCCAUGGGAGACACUGGUGGUGUUUGCCAUCAACUUGAAACAACUCACGGUCCAAAUGAACAUGAGCAACGUCAUGGGAAAUAACACCUGGACGACCAGUGGUCUGAAGAGCCAAGGGCGGCUAUCUGUGGGUAGCAACCGCGAUCGAGAGAUCAGCAUGUCUGUCGGCCUGGGACGCUCCAAGCUUGACUCCAAGGGUGGUGUAGUGGGUGGCAAUAUAGACGUGAACACCCUAGAGAUGGUCUCACACAUCUCUGAGCACCCAAACCAGCAACCAAGCCACAAGAUUCAGAUCACCAUGGGCUCCACUGAGGCGCGGGUCGAUUACAUGGGCUCCAGCAUCCUGAUGGGAGUUUUUAGCAAUGCUGACCUGCAGCUCCAAGAUGAGUGGAAAGUCAACCUGUGCACUGUUGAUUCCAGCAUAUCGGAGAAAAGUGAGAUCUUUGUCCAUGGGGACUUGCAGUGGGACAUUUUCCAGGUGAUCAUUUCCCGCUCCACCACACCGGACCUAAUCAAGAUCGGCAUGAAGCUGCAGGAGUUUUUCACUCAGCAAUUUGACACCAGCAAGCGGGCCCUCUCCACGUGGGGUCCUGGUCCCUACCUGCCUCCAAAAACCCCAGUUGUCAACGCAGAGAAAGGAGCGGCAGAGCUGUACAUGGAUGCCGCGCAUCACCGUCACUGGCCCGGGGUGCUGAAGGUCAUCGCGGGUUGCCACAUAUCCCUCUUCCAGAUGCCUCUGCCCGAAGACGCUGUCCAAUUGGGUGGCUCCAUGAGCCUCCAUGGCAAUCACAUGACCCUGGCCUGCUUCCACGGCCCUAACUUCCGGUCCAAGUCGUGGGCUCUCUUCCAUCUGGAAGAGCCCAAUAUCGCCUUCUGGACGGAGGCACAGAAAAUACUGGAGGAUGGUUCCAAGGACGAUUCCACAUACAUUGUUCAGACACUGGACUUCCAUCUUGGUCACAACACAAUGGUGACCAAGCCCUGUGGUGCCCUGGAAAGCCCGAUGGCCACCAUUACCAAGAUAACGCGGCGGCGGCACGAAAACCCUCCACACGGAGUCGCCACGGUUAAAGAAUGGUUUAACUACGUCACUGCCAUGAGGAAUGAAGAGUUGAACUUGCUCAGGAAUGUGGAAGCCAACAACCCAGAGAGUGGAGCCGCUGCCAAGAGCUCCAGUUUGCUGAGCAGCUUCCGCAGCAACUCCAGCUACAACCAUGAGACUGAGACCAUCUUUGCUCUUCCCAGAAUGCAACUGGACUUCAAGUCCAUCCAUGUACAAGACCCUGAUGAGCCUUCUCUGUCAGAUUCCAACAGCAAGCCAAAGGUAGAGUGCAGCGUGGUGACAGAGUUCACAGACCACAUCUGCGUGACUAUGGAUGCCGAGCUCAUCAUGUUUCUUCACGACAUGGUGUCUGCCUACCUCAAAGAGAAAGAGAAAGCCCUUUUCGCCCCACGGAUGUUUGUGGCUCGGCCAGGCCAGAAGAGCCCCACGGCCGUGCACGAUAACGGCUCCACAGACAAGGACAAAGACGACGGCAUCAACUACACGACAGUGGACUGGAGGGAGUUCAUGUGCAAUACCUGGCACUUGGAGCCCACUCUCAGGCUCAUCUCCUGGACGGGGCGCAAGAUCGACCCAGUGGGAGUGGACUACAUCUUACAAAAACUGGGCUUCCACCACGCCAGGACUACCAUUCCCAAGUGGCUCCAGAGGGGCGUGAUGGACCCGCUGGACAAGGUGCUGUCAGUGCUCAUCAAGAAGCUCGGCACGGCUCUGCAGGAUGAGAAGGACAAGAAAGGCAGAGAGAAAGAGGAGCACUAGCGCCACACCGGAUGCUAACACUGGAUGGCCGUUUUUCCUUCCGCUCUUUUCCAACCUGGUAGAGUUCAGCAUGGCUGUUGACUGCGGUGUGCGUCACCAGCGGCAGCUGUGACUGAGGCUUUUGCAAGGAUGUCAUCAAUGCGGAUCUUCUUUUGGAAAAGAGCAGCAAUUAGCAUCGUAUAUUUUGGUUGCUUUAAUGGUUCCAACCCGGCCUCUGACAUGAUCCCAUGUAGUCCUUUUGGGAAGGCUUUCCACUAUUUAACGAGAAAUUAUUUCUUCAAACAUUGCCUUUUCCUUGUUUCCCCAUGGAACACAUGGUAAAUGAUGCUUUACUGUCUGUAUUUUAUGUUGUGUUUAAUCGUUUGGAUUUUUGUUUUCCCCUUGAUGUGAACAAAAUGAGCACUGGGAGAUUCGGGCAUGAUCUGUCUUCAGGACAUCAGGAAUCUGUUAUUAUUAUUAUUAUUAUUUAUGGGUAUGUGAAAUGGAAAUCUUGUAACAUGAAUUAGCUUGAUGUGUCAAGCUUGUUUUUGUUUUUAGUCGGUGUAUAUAAUUACAUUUCGUAAAUGUGUUGAUUUCCUAACUUAAUAAAAUAAUGCCACUGGAUUUUA